AAUUGUCUAAAUAUACGAAAUGGUUUCAGUGAAAAUGGUUUUAAAAUGGUUUUGCGUUUUAGGGUUAGUGACUGCGGCGAAUGCAUACUCAACGAAAGAUUCGAAAGCUAUUAAUCCCAAAGAUAUAAAUCAAUGGAACAUUGUACAAAUUGUCCCUACCAAUAGUCAGUCCAACAACAAUUCUCCACCAUAUGCUGCACCUCCAGGGUUCGUUUGGAUUCAAGCACCUGCUUCAAAUUUUGCAACUUCUUUAGGAGGAAGCCACUCUAACUCUAACUCCGAAACAAAACUACCAAAUUAUGGUAGUAAUAACCCAAUAACAAGUCCAGUUACGGAAGGAGUUUCUGGAUCAGGUUUAAACAAACUUUGCCUACAACCAAAAGGCCAAUUUCCCAGUAAAUCUUGCAACAAAUUUGUAAAUUGUUGGGAUGGUAUUGCCACCGAACAAGAAUGUCCCCCGGGACUGUUAUUUAGCUCAAAAGGAUACUGUGACUAUCCUGAAAAUGUGGAUUGUAACGGAAGGCCACAAGGAUCACCACCCGCCGAUACCAAACCUGGCACCGUGACUUCUUCAAAUGCGCCAACGCAGGUACCUGAUCACCCAACUGUACCCACUGUAGUAUUACCCGUUACAGCACCCACGGUUGCAACUUUACCACCAGUACUAGUUGAUCCAGAUCUACAAAAACGAUGCUUACAACCAAGAGGCCAAUUUCCAUCCUCAUCAUGUAAGAAAUAUGUAAACUGUUGGGAUGGCCACGUUGUAGAGCAAGAAUGUCCAGAGGGAUUGCUUUUCUCCACCAAAGGGUAUUGCGAUUAUCCCUACAAUGUUAACUGCGGUGACAGGGGUCAAUACGGAGGAAGUAAAGUGGUGUUGCCUGAAUCUUCUGAAUGUCCACAAGAAUCUGGAACAUUUAGAGAAAAACACGACUGUGGAUCGUAUUACACGUGUGUUUUCAACAAAAUUGUCGCCAGAUACUCGUGUCCUGUAGGGCUCAAAUUUAAUGAGGAUUUGGGUAUUUGUGACUAUGAAGCAAAUGUCGACUGCUCUGCAAAAAUAAUUAACCAUUCAAAAACAGUUAUUGGAGUAGUUACCACAGAAAAGAAUGCAGAUCAUAACGAAUACAUUGGACAAAAUACUAAAUGCAGCGUAGAAUAUGGAACAUUUAGGGAUAUGUAUAGGUGCAAUAAAUACUAUAUCUGUGCAGAUUUUAAAAUUGUUUCUCAACACGAAUGUCCACCAGGUUUUAACUUUAACGAUAAUAUUGGAAAGUGUGACUAUUCUCAUAAAGUUGAUUGUUCGAAGCCUCAACAAAUUUAUGAAAUAACAAAGAAUUCUAUAUUGCAAAUUCCAGAAGAAUAUAGAGAAAAAGUAAACAAUUGCAAACCAGGAUCGGUAUUUCGUCUAAAUUCCGAAUGUACAGCUGCCUGUUUAUGCAGGAAUGGUUUAGCAGAAGUUAUACAAUGCCCGACAGGAUUUGCGUACGAUGCAGCAAUAGAUAAAUGUAUUUUACGACACCUGGCUAGAUGUUAAUUUAUAUAAAGAAACUGUGAUGGAUUUCUUCUUUCUAUGAAGACUGAUAAAAUGCUUAUGAUACAAAACGACUAGAAGCGUUUUGAGGGGUUGGUGGCGGUUUUUAUUUAUUAUUUAAUUAGACGUAAGAAUUAUGUAGGAAAUGUAAAAUAAAUGAUUAAAAAACACAA
Messenger RNA from Diabrotica virgifera virgifera (western corn rootworm), 1704 nucleotides. RefSeq names its product probable chitinase 10. The record is from RefSeq and is a predicted model, not a curated record. Gene Ontology annotation, molecular function: chitin binding. The transcript has 12 exons. Gene Ontology annotation, cellular component: extracellular region. Lineage: Eukaryota; Metazoa; Arthropoda; Insecta; Coleoptera; Chrysomelidae. Bases 20 to 1534 code for a protein of 504 amino acids.